GGCUGUUUGGCUCUGACAAAACUAUGUUGAAUCACGCGCAUUUUAAUAUUUGUGAUCAUUCCGCGUUUAACCACCAAAGUGCGCGCGCGCCUUGUUUCAAUUAAAUUGCCGCGUUAUCGCAAAUGUUUCUACAAGUUUGAUAAGAUCAUUACAUCACUGAGUGUGAGUGAUAAGAUUCGUCAAGGACCGAUUUGUCUUGCCGAUGAUCAAAUCAUCGCUUACAUUCGAUAUGUUACGAGUUGUAGUUUAAGCGAGUGUUAAACAAUAGACGUUGUUACAACUGUGAUAAUUGUUUGUGACUAACUUGGAUGUGGUGGUAAAUACGAUGGGGACAGUGCCGCGAUUAAAAAUAACAGUGGUGGGCGACGGAAUGGUUGGCAAAACCUGCCUUCUAUAUGUGUACACGAGGAAUGAAUUCCCAAAGGAAUAUGUACCAACAGUAUUUGAUAACUACGUGGGGCACAUCACAGUCGAUGGACAAGAAGUGGAAAUGGCUCUGUGGGACACUGCUGGACAGGAGGACUACGAGCGAUUAAGGCCAUUAUCUUACAAUAAUACACAUUGCUUUUUGGUGUGUUACUCCGUUGGCACUCGGUCUUCAUACGAAAAUGUAAUUCACAAAUGGUAUCCAGAGUUAAAGCACUUCAGUUCUUUAGUUCCAAUUGUACUCGUGGCAACGAAAACCGAUUUGAGAGCAUCAGGCAAAGCUGUUAUUACAACACAAGAAGGGAAAACAUUAAAGAAGAAAAUACGUGCGGUCCAACUGGUGGAAUGCUCAGCCUUGGAACGGGAGAAUAUGCACGAGGUGUUCGAGGAGGCUGUGCGAGCCGCUCUUCGUAAAAAAAAUGUCCCGAAACGUACUUGUCAAUUUCUAUGAUAUACCAUUAGUCUUUAAUACAUAAACAAAUGUAUACAAAUAUAUAUUAUUUUAAUAAUUGUAAUCAACUAUAGGUAAGUAAAACAAAGCAAUCUUAAAUAUAUAAUUAAAAUAUCCUCAUGUUUCAGAAUAAAAUUUUGAAUUAUCUUAGAGGAAAUAUAUUUUAUUACUGUUAAUGACUAUAAUUAUAUCCAUACUAAAAAAUGUAUUGGAAACAUGCAUUUUUGUUCGAGUAAUUAUGUCAUAAAAAACUUAAAUAUUUCACAAUCACAAUAUUAGUGAACAUUUUUUUACAUUGUAUGGUACAUACCUACAUAUAACAAAAUGAUUACCAAAAUAAUCUGAAAUGUCAUUUAAUUCAUUGAGUUUGGGAAAUAACAAAUAAAUGUGUAUAUGUUAAUAUGUAUAACAAAAGCUUAAAAUUUUUACUGUGAAAAAUAUACAUAUAUUAAUCAACUAGACAAUUAUUUGAUAUUUACUAUACGUUAUAUAUUAUACUCAAAGGUUUCUUCAAAAUAUAUUUUAACGCACCGUUUUUUUUUAAUAUAACGUUUCUUUAAUUAAAUCUUAUAUUCAGAAAUAAUUCUUUAAAGAGUUAAAAUGUAUUUAAAUAAAUGUGAUAACGCUGUAGUUAUUUGCUUCAAAACCUUUUUGUAAAUUAUUAAAAAUAAUAUACUAUAUUCAAAAUAAUUAAUAUCUUAUAAUCUUUCAAAAUUUAAAACUUUUCUGCGAGUUCGUCUCUGGUGUAUUGAAUUUAAAAGUGAUUAAUACUUAAUACAUACUCAGUAGGUUUUUUAAGUACCUAACUACACACUUUGAUAACUUACACGACUUGCCCGAUGCUUUUCGUUAUUAUUGUAAAGGAUGUGUCUUAUUUAUAAGACUACCGAAACUAAAGUAAUACAAUUAUCAUCCGAGUCGUAUUUCUAUAAAUAUUUUUUAUCAAUUUGUCACGCUUGCGUACAAAUUUAGGGAGCGCCAUAGAUAUUUAGAUACCAAUUACUUUUAGCAAGUAAAUGAAUCGAGCAUGUAAUAUAAGGUAUAAUAAAUUGAAUUAAUAUAAAUAUUUUAUGAUUUAUUUAUGAUACAUUUAAUAUACGUUUUAAAACCUUUAUUAUUCGUAUUACUAGUCUUCUAAUUUAUUUAUUAUAGACGGAGACGCCACAGAUGUAAACGGCCAUACUGUAUUGAGGUCAGUUAUCGAAUUUUUCAAAGUCGAUCCUUAUGUCGUCAAAAUCAAUAUUUCUCGAAGUAUAUGUAACUAUUAUAAAAAAGACAAUAUAAUAUUUAACAAUAAUUAAAUAUCAUUUGAAUUUGACGUUCAAAACGGAAAGCUUUUUAGGUGUACCUUAGUAUAAAUGUUAAAUGUAUAAAUUUAAAAUGAUCACUUAAUUUUAUUUUAAUAUUAUAAGAUUUCAAAAUUGUACAUACAUGUUUCAGUAUUGUUUAAAAGUAUUUAAAUAAAAUAUUAAUAUACAUUAUGUACUUAUCGAUACAAACUCACUGUGUAUUAAAUUAUUUUAUAAUAAAUGAACGCAA
This is a messenger RNA of Nymphalis io (European peacock), 2416 nucleotides long. It is a transcript of the gene RhoL, whose product is annotated as ras-like GTP-binding protein RhoL. The record is from RefSeq and is a predicted model, not a curated record. The transcript has 5 exons. Gene Ontology annotation, molecular function: GTPase activity; GTP binding. The coding region runs from base 326 to 877 and encodes 183 amino acids. Gene Ontology annotation, biological process: small GTPase-mediated signal transduction. Lineage: Eukaryota; Metazoa; Arthropoda; Insecta; Lepidoptera; Nymphalidae.